AUGUCGUCGGACAUGCGGCGGAUAUUCAGUAUACCUAUGGCGGCAUGCGCUAAGGAAAAAGAAAAAAACUUGCUACUCGGAGGAGAAGUGCGCAGAGACGUCGAUUCCAAGUACGCGCACGUCAUCGUCGCCGGAGAGGGUGCUGCUGGAAACAAUGCGAAGGCACUUGCAACACAAGCCGUUCUUCUCACUGCACUCGGCAACUCAUCGCCAGUCAAAUUCUCCUCGUCUGCCAGCGGUGUCCUCGCUAAAGCUGCCGGAGCUCAUGGAUCUGCCAGCGCUUAUCAAGCAGUUCACUCCGAUAGCGGACUCGCUGGAGUCUACGUUGUUGCAGAAGGCGCCCAGGCUAACCAGGUCGUCACCAAUGUGGUCGGAGCCUUAAAAUCAUUCAAGGUUGCCGACAUUGAAGCUGUCAAGAAGCAAGCCCACAACAACGCGUUGAGAGCCUCAGCCCACUCUGACAACUACUCGAUCGAAAGAACCUCUCAACUCUUCCAAUCCCAGGACAACUAUAUUGAGCUCAUCCCGAAUGUGUCUGCUAGCGACGUAGAAGCAGCCGCCAAGAAGCUUACCAGCAAGUUGUCCGUGGCCAGCUAUGGAAAUGUCAACGAGGUUCCAUACGUUGACUCCCUGUGA
Caenorhabditis remanei is the source of this 636-nucleotide messenger RNA. RefSeq lists its product as uncharacterized. The transcript has 4 exons. NCBI's taxonomy places the organism in Eukaryota, Metazoa, Nematoda, Chromadorea, Rhabditida, Rhabditidae. Gene Ontology annotation, cellular component: mitochondrion. Gene Ontology annotation, molecular function: metal ion binding. The coding region runs from base 1 to 636 and encodes 211 amino acids. The record is from RefSeq and is a predicted model, not a curated record.